Molecule: messenger RNA, 1129 nt
Organism: Carassius carassius (crucian carp)
Lineage: Eukaryota; Metazoa; Chordata; Actinopteri; Cypriniformes; Cyprinidae
Exons: 5
Coding region: 238-936 (232 amino acids)
Biological process (GO): adaptive immune response
Cellular component (GO): membrane
Molecular function (GO): signaling receptor activity
Source: RefSeq, a predicted model, not a curated record
GUGACAUUAUUAAAUACAUACUAUACUUUUGACUUACUAAAAAAUAUAAAGAUGACUCAAAAAGCAAAGAAAAAAUCUGUACGUUUUCACAAUGAUGAAACUGGUUUCCCUUUCCUCUUCAAACUUCAAGGUGGAGUCAAAACACUGCUUAAGAUUUUCACAUGGCAUGAUUUCUUUAUGCUCAGAGACUAUCUGGCUUUCUAACCAGUCACUAUUUUUAUUUUUUACUUUUUAAUAAUGUUAGGUUUCAAGUAUGCUCAUGUUGUUCUCUUGUUUCUUAUCACCACUUCUAUAACUGCACAAGGGGGUAUUGUUUAUAUCCACAGAGUAAGAAAUUCAUCCAUUGACAUUUCCUGUGAAUCGGCAAAAAAAGAAGAAAACCUAUUUGCCUUUUCGCUGAACCGCAGGUUGCUGCAGUCCAGACAAGUGAUGUAUCUUUCUAAAGGAGCCCAACCUUUUAUCAAUAAAUCUGAGGACAAGGAUCGCAUCACUGUACGUGAUGAGCUGGACAACCACACAGUUCAUCUGACAAUCUCAAACUUGCAAGGACAGGACACAGACGUGUACCACUGUGAAUUCCACUAUGAUGAUCUUCCAUAUGAUAAGAAUGUUCCUGGCAAGAUGGAGUUCUUCAUCUACAUUGAAGUGAAUUCUCAUGAUCCUUGUUAUUGUUCAAGUUACCUGCCGUUGCUGUAUGUGAUCUCUGGAGCUGCAUGUCUGCUGGGUGUUCUGGUUUUCACUCUCCUUUCAGCUUACUGUUGUAAAUGGCCUAACCGUAGUAAGCCACAGCCUGUAGUUCCUGUUUAUGAAGAGAUGACUGGGGUGCGGUCCUCCAAACAAAAAGCCACAGGCUGUCAUACUGAUAUUGCAAAACUGGAGGAAGCAAACAGCUCUGUGGCCCAUUUGUUCAGCAAUGAAAACCUUUAUGUCAAUUGAUUUAACAAAAUGUGUUGACUGGGAUGUGACUCUACUGAUGUUUAUCAUAAUGCUCCAGCUCACCCACACAACCUUUCGGAAUCAUCAGCUUGUUUGUUAGCAUAAAGUUUGUUUCAUCUUUCAUCUAUAUACCUUCAUGUUAAUGGUAUUUCACAACAUAUAAUUGUAAUGCUACAAACACAGAAUGGCAGCU